Molecule: messenger RNA, 905 nt
Organism: Daphnia carinata
Lineage: Eukaryota; Metazoa; Arthropoda; Branchiopoda; Diplostraca; Daphniidae
Product: 3-oxoacyl-[acyl-carrier-protein] reductase FabG-like
Exons: 4
Coding region: 87-866 (259 amino acids)
Source: RefSeq, a predicted model, not a curated record
CACGUAACUGGACGGUAUAAAAACAAGGAUGUAUGCAUUGACUUAUAUACUUUAAAUUUUGUUCAGGCAUCGCAUACGGGUAACAAAUGUCUAACGUGAAAGUCGCUCUUAUUACUGGUGCAAGCUCCGGAAUUGGUGCAGCAACUGCGGUGCAUUUCGCUAGCAUAGGCUACAGAUUAGCCAUUUGCGGAAGAGAUGAAACUGCUUUAGCAAAGACUGCCGCGCAAUGUUUGGAGGCCAAUCCCCAACUCUUGUCACAUGAUGUAUUGGCUUUGGUUGGAGAUCUGACAGCGGAAAAGGAUUGUGAGGAUGCGGUGAGCAAAACAAUAGAGCGUUUCAAAAGACUUGAUGUUCUUAUUCCAAAUGCUGGAAUCCUAGUCAUUGGGUCUCUUGAAACGCAUUCUUUGGAGGAGUAUGACCGUGUCAUGGAUAUUAACUGUCGUUCAGUCGUUGUCUUGAUGAAGUUGUGUAUCCCUCAUCUUGUCGAAUCGAAGGGAAACAUAGUUAGUGUUUCCAGCAUUUGCGGGCUGCGAGCGUUCCCCGGAUCGCUGUGCUACAAUGUUAGCAAAGCAGGCGUAGACCAACUAACUCGAUGCUCUGCACUAGAAUUAGCUCCUAAAGGAGUCCGCGUGAACGCUGUCAACCCGGGUGUGAUCAUCACAGAAUGUCAGAAACGUGCAGGGAUGACUGACGAUUUUUACGCCAAAUUCAUGGAACAUUCGAAAACGACACAUCCACUCGGGCGGCCUGGUACGGCGGAAGAAGUUGCCAAAGCGAUUGCGUUUCUUGCCUCGGACGACGCCUCUUUUAUUACAGGAGUGACGUUACCCGUGGAUGGUGGCCGGAGUGUAUCUUGUCCCCGCUAAGCAAACCAAUUAUCAAAUACAAUGAAUGCCUAAACACAA